Molecule: messenger RNA, 4646 nt
Organism: Ochotona curzoniae (black-lipped pika)
Lineage: Eukaryota; Metazoa; Chordata; Mammalia; Lagomorpha; Ochotonidae
Product: alpha-2-macroglobulin-like
Exons: 36
Coding region: 140-4531 (1463 amino acids)
Cellular component (GO): extracellular region
Molecular function (GO): endopeptidase inhibitor activity
Source: RefSeq, a predicted model, not a curated record
GUGGGUGGCACUUCCUGUUUGCACACAGAGCAGCAUAAAACCCAGUUCCUCUGAGAGUGUUUGGGAUCAGAUUGACUGCAGGGAGUCAGGGGCAGUCUGAUCUGCUCUCCUCUGGCUCAUCUCCCUCUUCCCCUGCAGCAUGGGGAAAAAUGAACUCCUCUUCCUCCUGGGGCUCCUGCAUGCGGUCGCCUCCCUCUCUGGAAAACCAAACUACAUGGUGCUGGUCCCCUCUGUGAUCCAUACAGGGGCCCCAGAGAAGGGCUGCAUCCUUCUGAGCCAGCUGAAUGAGACAGUGACUGUGAGUGCCUCCUUGGAGUCAAUCAGGGAGAACAGGAGCCUCUUCACGGACCUGGUGGUGGAGAAGGAUCUAUUCAACUGUUUCCCCUUCACUGUACCUAGGUCAUCAUCCAAUGAGGAAGUAAUGUUCCUCACUAUCCGAGUGAAAGGAGCAACCCAAGAAUUCAAGAAACGGACCACAGUGUUAAUUAAAAAUGAAGACAGCCUGAUCUUUGUGCAGACAGACAAGCCGGUCUAUAAACCAGGGCAGACAGUGAAAUUCCGUAUUGUCUCAUUGGAUGAAAAUCUUCGCCCACUAAACGAGUUGAUUCCACUAGCAUACAUUCAGGACCCCAAAGGAAAUCGCAUUGCACAAUGGCAGAAUCUCAAGUUAGUCAGUGGCCUCGAGCAGUUGUCCCUUCCCCUCUCAUCAGAGCCCUUCGAGGGCUCCUACAGAGUGGUGGUACAGAAGAAAUCAGGUGGAAGGACGGAGCACCACUUCACUGUAGAGGAAUUCGUGCUUCCCAAGUUUGAAGUCCAAGUGACAGUACCCAAUACAAUCACCAUCUUGGAUGAGGUGAUGGAUGUAUCCGUGUGUGGUCUAUACACAUAUGGGAAACCUGUUCCAGGAAACGUGACUGUGAGCCUAUGCAGGAUGUAUAGCCACCCUUCCACCUGCUACCAUGAAGAGUCCCAAGCAUUCUGUGAGAAAUUCAGUCACCAGCUAAACAGUCACGGCUGCUUCUCUUGGCAAGUAAAAACCAAGGCCUUUCAGCUGAAGCAGGAAGGCUAUGAUAUGCAGCUGUCUGUUGAGGCCACAAUCCAAGAAGAAGGAACAGGAGUUAAAUUAACAGGAAAAGCAUCCAGCAAAAUCACAAGAACCAUCACUGAACUCUCAUUUGUGAAAGUGGACUCAUACUUCAGACCGGGGAUACCCUUCUUUGGAAAGGUGCGCCUAACAGACGGGAAAGGUAACCCUAUGCCAAAUCAGAUCAUCUCCAUCACAGCAAAUGAAGCUGACUAUAAAUCCAAUGCUACCACCGAUGAGAAGGGUGUGGUACAGUUCUCCAUCAACACCACCAAUGUUGUAGGCACCUCCUUGACGGUGCAGGCCAAAUACAAGAGUGAUUCCAACUGUUACAGCUACAGAUGGCUGUCUGCAGAUCAUAAAGCAGCACAUCACACUGCUCACCUCGUAUAUUCCCGGAGCCAAAGCUUUGUCUACCUUGAGCCAGUGACUAAAAAACUACACUGCGGAGGAACUUUUAUGAUCCAAGCACAUUACGUUGUGAAUGAACACGUUCUACAGGAGCUCACCAUCCACUACCUGAUAAUGGCAAAGGGAGGCAUUGUCCGAGCUGGGACUCAUGUUGUGCCCGUGGAGCCGGGCACCGUGAAAGGACAUUCUUCGGUGUCAAUCCCUGUGGAGUCAGACAUGGCUCCCAUCGCUAGGCUGCUCAUCUUCAUCGUUUUACCUGACGGGGAAGUGAUUGGGGAUUCUGAAAAAUAUGAGGUGGAAAACUGUCUUCCCAACAAGGUGAAUUUGGGCUUCAGGCCCAAACAAAGUUUCCCAGCUGCCCAAGUCCACCUGCAAGUCACGGCUUCGCCUCAGUCCCUCUGCGCCCUCCGGGCUGUGGACCAAAGCAUGCUGCUCAUGAAGCCUGAGGCUGAGCUCUCUGCGGCCUCGGUUUAUAACCUACUGCCCGUCAUAGACCUCACUGGCUUUCCUGAAAGUUUGAAUCAGGAGGAAGAUGAUCAAGACUGUGUCCGUGUCCACAAUUUGCUGAUUAACGGAACUUUGUAUUCACCAGUACCAACCACAGAUGGAAAAGACAUGUACAGUUUCCUACAAGAUAUGGGCUUAAGGGUAUUCACUAACUCAAACAUUCGUAAACCCAAAAUAUGUUCACUGUCUGAAGAGACUGCAAUAGCCUCUCCCAACAUAGUAAGGCUGAGUAGUGACGUAGUUGAAUAUGAUUCAGCGUACCAUGUUUCUCAACCAACGGCCGAUGCUACGGAUUCUUACAGAGAAACAAUCAGAAAAUAUUUUCCUGAGACGUGGAUUUGGGACCUAGCGGUGGUGGACUCCUCAGGUGUGGCUGAACUGGGGGUCACAGUCCCUGACACCAUCACGGAGUGGAAGGCAGGGGCGUUCUGCCUGUCCAAUGAGACAGGGUUUGGCCUGUCUCCCACGGCCUCUCUCCGAGCCUUCCAGCCCUUCUUCGUGGAGCUCACACUGCCCUACUCUGUGAUCCGUGGAGAAGCCUUCACACUCAAGGCCACUGUGUUAAACUAUCUUUCCAAAUGCAUCCAGGUCAGUGUGCAUCUGGAAGCCUCUUCCCUGUUCCUUGCUGUCCCAGUGAAGCAGGAGCAAGAGUCUUACUGCAUAUGUGAGAAUGGGCGGCAAACUGUGUCCUGGACAGUAACUCCCAAGUCAUUAGGAAAUGUGAAUUUCACUGUGAGCGCAGAGCACCUGGAGUCUCGAGAGCUGUGUGGGGCUGAGGUGGCUGUGGUUCCUGAACAUGGCAGGAAAGACACCAUCAUCAAGUCCCUGGUAGUUGAACCUGAAGGACUGGAAAAGGAAGAAACAUUCAACCUCCCACGUUGUCAACCAGAUGGUGAGUCAACUCAUCAGUUCAGCCUGAAGCUGCCUCCAAAUGUCAUACAAGAAUCGGCCCGAGCCUACGUAUCCAUUCUGGGAGACAUACUGGGCUCUGCCAUGCAAAACACACAAAAUCUCCUCCAGAUGCCCUAUGGCUGUGGCGAACAGAACAUGGUUCUCUUUGCUCCUAACAUCUAUGUUCUGGAUUACCUAAAUGAAACACAGCAGCUGACUCCAGAGAUUAAGUCCAAAGCCAUUGAAUAUCUCAAUAGGGGAUACCAGAGGCAGCUGAGAUAUAAACACCGUGAUGGUUCCUACAGCACCUUUGGGGAAACACCUGGUGGGAAUAAAGGCAAUACCUGGCUCACAGCCUUUGUGCUGAAGAGUUUUGCACAGGCACGAGCAUAUAUUUUCAUUGAUGAAGAACACAUCAACCAGCCCCUCUUGUGGCUCUCCCGCAAGCAGAAGGAUAAUGGCUGCUUCAGGAAGUCUGGGUCACUGCUCAACAAUGCCAUGAAGGGAGGGGUAGAUGAUGAAGUGACCCUCUCCGCCUAUAUCGCAAUUGCCCUUCUGGAGAUUCCUCUUCCAGUCACGCACCCUGUUGUCCGCAACGCCCUGUUCUGCCUGGAGUCAGCCUGGAAUUCUGUGAAAAAUGGAGCCCAAGGCAGCCAUGUCUACACCAAGGCACUGUUGGCCUAUGCUUUUACCCUGGCAGAUAACCAGGAAAAGAGGAAAGAAGUCCUCCUGUCCCUUCAUGCAGAAGCUGUAAAAGAAGAUAACUCCAUCCAUUGGGAGCGACUUCAGAAACCCAAGACGUCAAACACCAAGGCUCCCUCUGCUGAGGUGGAGAUGACGGCCUACGUACUCCUGGCCUACGUCACAGCCAGGUCCGCCCUCGCAUCCGAGGACCUGGCUGCUGCUACACUCAUCGUGCAGUGGAUCAAAAAGCAGCAGAACGCCCAGGGCGGCUUCUCCUCCACCCAGGACACAGUGGUUGCUCUCCAAGCUCUGUCAAAAUAUGGGGCAGCCACUUUCUCCAGGACUGAGUCAGCUCUAGAGGUCACCAUCCAGUCUUCGGGGACAUUUUCCACAAAAUUCCAAGUGAACAACAACAAUCGCCUAUUACUACAGCAGGUCUCCUUACCGAAGGUACCUGGAGAAUAUAGUGCAAUUGUGAAAGGCCAUGGAUGUGUCUACCUGCAGACAUCCAUGAAAUACAAUGUUAUUCCAGAAAAGGAAAAUUUCCCAUUUGCUUUACAAGUGCAAACUGUGCCCCAAACUUGUGAUGGACCCAAGGCCCAUACCACCUUCCAGAUCUCCCUGAAUCUCAGUUACACUGGGAGCCGUCCUGAGUCAAACAUGGUCAUUGCUGAUGUGAAGAUGGUGUCUGGCUUCACUCCCCUGAAACCAACAGUGAAAAUGCUGGAAAGAUCUAACCAUGUGAACCGGACGGAAGUCAGCAACAACCACGUCUUGAUUUAUCUGGAUAAGGUGUCAGAUCAAACUGUGAGCUUGUCCUUCACGGUUACACAAGAUAUUGCAGUCAGAGAUCUGAAACCAGCCAUCGUGAAAGUCUAUGAUUACUAUGAGACAGAUGAAUUUGCAAUUGCUGAGUACAAUGCGCCUUGCAGCAAAGAGAGUGGAAAUGCUUGAAGACUGUAUCAAUGACAAGUGUUUGGUCAGUGUCCCUGUUCUCAAGACAUCAUGAAGGAAAGUGUUUUUGUAUCUCAAAAGACCCAAUGAAUAAAGCUUUUUUUUUUUCUGACUA